AUGAAGUGCCUAUUUAUAAGUAAUGAAGCUCGCCCCUCGCAGGCGAGCGAUCUUCUCGAUAAACACGUUUUUCCGUUAACGGCGACGCGACAUUUCCAGCAGGGGUGCAUGAAAAAGCUUAAAAUUCUGAUGGAGCACGCGGAAUUGAUUACGGAAGCGAGGACAGCGAUAGUGGUAGUUAGGGCUUCUGCUGUGGGUAAAAAUGUUUACGAACCGGAAAACUCGAGAAAUGACAAUUUGGGUACGUUACGUUUAGGCGUCACUGUUAGCACUCCACCCCUUUUGGCUCCUAAACGUUCCGUGCCUAAGCGUACCGCGCCUAAACAUCUCGUGCUUAAACAUCCGGCGCCUCAACGUCCUACGCAUAAGCGUCCCGCGCCUAAACAUCCCGUGCUUGAAAGUCCCGUCGCUAAAGGUCUCCCGCUUAAACGUCCCACGCCUAAACGUCCCGCUCCUAAGCAUGCCACGCCCAAACAUCCCGCGCCCAAACGUCCCGCGCCUAAACAUCCCGCGCCUAAACAUCCCACGCCUAAACAUCCCGCACCUCAACGUCCCGCACCUCAACGUCCUACACCUAAACGUCCCGUGCCUAAACAUCCUGCGCCUAAACAUUUCGCGCCUGAACGUCCCGCGCCUAAACAUCCCGCGCCUUAA
Molecule: messenger RNA, 654 nt
Organism: Belonocnema kinseyi
Lineage: Eukaryota; Metazoa; Arthropoda; Insecta; Hymenoptera; Cynipidae
Product: predicted GPI-anchored protein 58
Exons: 3
Coding region: 1-654 (217 amino acids)
Source: RefSeq, a predicted model, not a curated record